Molecule: messenger RNA, 1104 nt
Organism: Pistacia vera
Lineage: Eukaryota; Viridiplantae; Streptophyta; Magnoliopsida; Sapindales; Anacardiaceae
Product: 2-alkenal reductase (NADP(+)-dependent)-like
Exons: 5
Coding region: 18-1049 (343 amino acids)
Molecular function (GO): 2-alkenal reductase [NAD(P)H] activity
Source: RefSeq, a predicted model, not a curated record
AAGCAAAACAAGCAAUAAUGGGAGGUGGAGAAGAAGUGAUUGACAACAAGCAAGUGAUAUUGAAGGAACUCGUUAAUGGAGCUCCGAAAGAAUCUGACAUGGCGGUGAAGACAAGUUCUAUAUCUUUGAAAGUAGAAGAAGGCUCAAAGGGUCUUGUUGUGAAGAAUCUUUACUUGUCUGUUGAACCUUACGUGAAACUCCGCAUGAAGAAGUUUGAACAUCCCGAUUUCUCUUCCUUCACGCCUGGCUCUGCAAUGGAUGGGUUUGGAGUGGCAAAAGUUAUGGAUUCAGGGCAUCCAGAAUUUCAGAAAGGGGAUCUUGCUUGGGGAAUAGUUGGAUGGGAAGAAUACAGUGUGAUUAAGAAUCCUGAAAGCUUCUUCAAAAUCCAUCAUGCUGAUGUUCCCUUGUCCUACUAUACAGGAAUUCUGGGUAUGCCUCGAAUGACUGCUUGGGUCGGUCUCCAUAAAGUAGCUGCUCCUAAGAAAGGAGAAUAUGUCUACAUUUCAGGAGCAUCAGGCGCUGUUGGCCAGCUUGUUGGGCAAUUUGCGAAGUUAUUGGGCUGCUACGUUGUUGGCAGUGCCGGAAGUAAAGAAAAGGUUGAAAUUUUGAAGAACAAGUUGGGAUUUGAUGAUGCUUUCAACUAUAAGGAGGAGAAAGACUUGGAUGCAGCUUUGAAAAGGUGCUUUCCUGAAGGCAUUGACAUUUACUUCGAAAACGUAGGGGGAAAAAUGCUCGAUGCAGUGCUUCUAAACAUGAGACUGAAUGGUCGAAUCGCGGCGUGUGGAAUGAGUGCAGAGCACAAUCUUGAAGAGCCUGAAGGGGUACAGAAUUUGAGGAUAAUUAUUCAUAAGCGGAUUCGUAUGCAAGGAUUCGUAGUCUUCGAUUAUUUUCCUCAAUACUCAGAGUUUUUAGAUGAUGUGCUGCCUAAGAUCCGAGAAGGGAAAAUUGUUUAUCUUGAACACAUUACUGAAGGUCUCGAAAAUGCUCCUGCUGCUCUUGCAGGUUCGGAAAAUGUUUGGAAACAAGUAGUUUCAGUUUCUAGGGAGUAAAAUAAUUCAAGCCUUUUUUUAAUUGUAUUUUUUUUCCACUCUGUGUAUUACAUCC